AAAGAUGCGAUUUUUAUAGCCCUCUUCUGCGACUCGGUCUGCCCUCUCUUUCUGUGUCUGCUCCUCCGCCGUUUUAUCGGCAAACGCCUGCCGUCGCCCACGAGCAUAGAGAGCUUCGCCUGCGUUGCGGCCGAUAGCCUCUGGAGCACGAAGGUGGUCAAUCGGCACCUUAAGUGUCUGUCUUCGGUUAGAGAGGAGCCCGCUCCCACUGCCGCCCCUUUCUAGACGUCUUCUGCGGGUGAUGGACGAACGGAGGGUGCGGGAGAACCGCGUCCCUCUCAAGGACGUGGUAGUGGACUGCACCCGUCGGUGGUUCCAGGAUGCGCUCAAGGAGGCAAAGGCCGGGGAUACUGCGAUGCAAGUUCUUGUUGGUCAGAUGUACCAGAGCGGCUACGGAGUCUCGAAGAACGAGCAAAAGGCAAAUGCUUGGAUUACAAAAGCAUCAAGGUAUCGAAGUUCAGUGUGGAAGGUUAGCGACAAACAGCCAGGUUAUAAUGCUAGUGACUCCGAUUCUGAUGAGAACAUUAAUAUGGAAUCAUGAGCAGAAUGGCCUGAAUUAAAGAAGAUCCAUUUUCAGUGCAUCAACACACCAACUAUUUACGUUUUGUUUCCCAAGGAUUGUAUGACCAAUUGUUAUGAACCAAUUGUGUUUUUCAAGCUGUGCAACUUCUUCCAGUCUUUUCAUUUAGGACUGUUUAUUGUAAAUGAGUUGUAUUUGGGUACAUUAAUCUUUUAAUUGUGUGAUUUUUUUUUUUUACAAACAAAUGUGAUUUCUGGAUGUGACUUGUAGUUCCCUUGAAGGUUUGUUUCUUUGUUUUUAAAUGUGUCAUAGUUAGAGCUGAAUGUUUUACAUUAAUCUUUCAAUUGUGUGAUUUUUUUUUUU
Molecule: messenger RNA, 883 nt
Organism: Zingiber officinale
Lineage: Eukaryota; Viridiplantae; Streptophyta; Magnoliopsida; Zingiberales; Zingiberaceae
Exons: 4
Coding region: 242-541 (99 amino acids)
Molecular function (GO): protein binding
Source: RefSeq, a predicted model, not a curated record